GGAGGCGUACUGCAGGUAAGAGAUGUUCCGGGCUGAUUCUCGGAGAAUCGUCUGACCAGCAGCUUUAACACAUAAACAUAUAGAGGCUGUGCGGUGGGUGUGCGUGCCGCGCAGAGAGCGACUCCAAUCACCGCCGCUCUUCUCUGGCUGAAUUUCUCUGACUGACGUCAGCUGACUCUCGGCUCCUCCGGACACAGCGCCGCGUAAAAAAAAAAAAAAAAAAAAAAAAAAAAAAAAAAAAAAAAUGCUGCUCUCGGUGCCGCCAAGGACAGGAAUCAGCCCGUACGGCGGCUACACCGGCAAAAGCCACAAGAAGCAGACAUAUGUGUCUCCCUCCAACCAUCAGAUGGCUCCUCCAAGCCCCAACGGCAACGGCAACGGCAACACGACCACGUUCAGCAAUGGCAGCAGCAACAGCAACAGCGGGGCAGAGCAGCUCAGCAAAACCAACCUUUACAUCCGUGGCCUGCAUCCAGGGACCACAGACCAGGAUCUGGUCAAACUGUCAGCCCAUGAAGAGCGAGACCUCUGA
Messenger RNA from Fundulus heteroclitus (mummichog), 532 nucleotides. RefSeq names its product RNA-binding motif, single-stranded-interacting protein 2-like. The record is from RefSeq and is a predicted model, not a curated record. Bases 245 to 532 code for a protein of 95 amino acids. The transcript is spliced from 3 exons. Gene Ontology annotation, molecular function: nucleic acid binding. NCBI's taxonomy places the organism in Eukaryota, Metazoa, Chordata, Actinopteri, Cyprinodontiformes, Fundulidae.